AUGAGUGCGAAGACUGCCACGAGCAGUCCCGGCACCGGUGAUCCCGGUCGGCCGGCCCCCGUCGCUAUCUCACCGUCGCCGUCUUCUACAUGGUCGACUUCACCGACGACCUUGUCGCUGGCGACGGCCCGACUCAGAGCCGAGCAGGCGCCACCGGCGCGAGAAAGGAGGGAGGCCGUCGCAGUGCAGGCCUCCUUUGGCCCCAUGCGGCCCCGCCGUGGACAGACGGCGGACUUGGGCCGGCUAGUGAGGGCAUUCGUCGAUGCCCCUCUUCCCGACGAUGUGCGCCGUGGACGUCGACUCCGCCCUUGCACGGGCUUCGGCGCACUCGCCGUUUGGAGGUCCACCGACUCGGCUAGCCAGCCAGAGGGGCGACGGUCCUCAGGACCGGCCCCGUCAACUCAGAUCGUGCCGGCGGGGCCCGCGACAGGGCCGUCCGCGACGGCUGUAGUACCGACCGACGGUCCAGUAGUGGUCGCGGCGACGGUUCGCGGACCAAUCCCGGCCCCGGCGACGGUCCCUGACCGGCCGGCGGAGAAGCGGAAGGACAUUCCGCUCAGGAGGGACACCCAACAGGGAGGCGGCGCUGUGGCGGAAAUCGACGAAAACAUCCUGGCGAAGUCGUCCCAGGCACCCUUCCAGUCGAGAGUCCGCACGUGGCAGGAAGCGUGCGAGACUUGGGCCGUCGCUCCCUGGCCCAUUUCGGCGGAGGCGGUGCGGAAAGUGGCCGCCACCUUCCGUCGAGGCGGUUACCGCUCCGUCCAGAACUAUUUCGACGCCGCCGUGUCCUACCAGGAACAGUUUCGCGGCGAGGCCGUCGACCCCCUCAUCCGGCGGGCCAUGCGACGCUAUGCACGGGCAGUGGUCCGUGGCUUGCCCGGCUCGAAGCUUAAGGCCAUAUUCGCGGUCGACCGCCUGGUGGCCCUGGUCUCCAGGGUGGACCCGCCGGGAUCCGACGCGAGGAGGGUGUGGGUCACGGCACACGCCGUCGAUGCCCUUAUCCUGGCGGUUUGGUUUAUGCUCCGCGAGAUCGAGUUCUCAGCGGCGCGGACGGAGGACAUUGACGUCGCCGACGGCACCGUCACCUUCCGGCUUCCCCUGCACAAGACCGCGACCGGCGGCGAGGUCGAGCUGACCCAACGCCAGCUACGGUGCGCUUGCGGGGCAACCGUGGCGCCGUUGUGCCCCUACCACGCGGCGCUCCGCCAUGUCUCCCGCCUUUGGCGUGCCGGACGGUGGGUGCGGGCCGGAGACACCUGGGAGAAGUCAGAGGCCGUCCUCUUCUUCCGGCGGGUCUUGCUGGCGGCGGGGAUCCAGCUGACCACCACCGACCACAACGCGUGGCUGGCGUCCAUGGGCGUCAACACGCCCAUCAUCCAGUUGCUGGGCCGCUGGUCCUCAGCCGCCAUCGAGCUUUACGUCCAGGCGGCCCCGCUGGCAGUCGCCCCGGACGUCCCUCUGCGCAUCUUGGGGGAUGACGUCGAGAUAGUCAGCGUCCGGCCGGCGUAUGGCGGCGCCAUCUCGGAGGCCACGGCUCCACCGGCUCUCGGCCAUCAGCCGCCGCUGGCCCUGGAGGAUGGAGAGCCGGCGCAGGAGGAAACGCCGCCGCACGAGGACCACUCCCCGACGGUCGCGUUUGAGCCCGGCCCCGUCAGACCGGAGACGGUGAAGCAGGUCGCCGUCGCGCCGCCGGAGCACCUCAUUUACAAUGAGCGGCAAAAACGGGCUCACGCCCCUGAUCCGACGGAGGCCUCGUCGGACCGCUUUCUGUGGAAAGCGCGGGGUUGUUCCUGGCCAUACGGCAUCCGGAGUUUUUAUAGGAUCACCGAGCUACCGGCGGGAGCCGCCAAGUGCCUUAGGUGUUUUCCGAAGGCCCCGUCGGCCGACGGUGUCGGGUCGCCGACGGAGGAGGCAGCCUCCCCAGUGGCAUCUAGCUCAGAUUCCGACGGCAUCUUGUUGUCGUGCCGCAGCCCGCCUUUGACCGCACCGCCCUUCAUCCCCGCCGGCCCUCUGGCUAUGGGUCCGCAGCUCGUCGCCGACGUCCUGACCGACUUCGACGACCUUGCCACGUCGGCGGGGGCGGGUCCGGACCUCGUCGAGUACCUGAAGGCGCGGUCUCUGAACCGCACGGCGACCCUCGCCCUCGUCGCCGACGAAUGGUCCGAUGUGGACGCGAGGGUCUUCCAGCCGUUCCGCGACGGCGACGAGAUCGCCGGGAAGACAUACAAAGCGAUGCCGGCGGAGCAGCCCUUCUCCACCCCUACGCCGGCACCGUCGACGGCUGCACCGCCGCCGGCCACCCUGCCGACGAUGGUCGGCGAGAAGCCGCCGCGGACCUUCCCGGAGUGGACCGACCUCGUCGCCCGCUACAACGCCGUCCAGCUCGGAGGUGAGCCCCGCUCGUUCCCGGCGGAGCGCCUCGUCGGAGCCGAGGAGGUGCUCGCGCAGGAUCCACUGGGAGCACACCAAGUCCAAGCUCUACACGCCGCUCGGCCUCGGCGAGAUCCUGGCGGCCCGGACUUGGUCCUCCCUCGGCGUCGUCAAUCCCCUCGCCGGCGCCGUCGCAGCACCGGCGGGAUCAAGUUUGUGGACGGCGGCCUGGCGGUGGAGGAGAACCAGCCGUUCGUCCCGAGGGGCAUCUGGGCCGUCGUCGACGGCCUGGACGCCAUUUGA
Symbiodinium sp. CCMP2592 is the source of this 2673-nucleotide messenger RNA. The record is from the annotation of a GenBank genome assembly. Lineage: Eukaryota; Dinophyceae; Suessiales; Symbiodiniaceae.